This is a messenger RNA of Biomphalaria glabrata, 1047 nucleotides long. RefSeq lists its product as uncharacterized. The transcript has 10 exons. The record is from RefSeq and is a predicted model, not a curated record. NCBI's taxonomy places the organism in Eukaryota, Metazoa, Mollusca, Gastropoda, Planorbidae. Gene Ontology annotation, molecular function: metallopeptidase activity. Bases 1 to 1047 code for a protein of 348 amino acids.
AUGUACGAAAAAGUCAUGGAAAUCUCCAGAAAAUGCGAAAUCCUCUCAGCAGAGCAUGACGGCGACGACAACACCUGCUCUCCAUCUCAGAGAUAUAUUUUAGGUAGCGCUAACCUUUCACCUGGGACAGAGUUCAAUCCGUGGCGAUUCUCACCCUGCAGCAUUAAUUAUUUUACAAACUUCAUCAAGGAAAAAUUGAGCACCAGCCGAGGGUAUACGUGUCUGGUCUACUCUAUCGAACCAUCAGCAGACAUUCCUGAUGUAUCUGAGAAACUUUUGGGUCAAUUGAUCAAACCUGACGAACAGUGUCAGCAAAUUUAUGGAAAGAAUUCCUACUAUUGCAGGCAUGGCAAUGAAGGUAACAACGCUCUCAUCUGUCAUUUGAUGUUUUGUAAAGAACCUGUGACGACCAGGUGUUUACAGGAAGCUGCACUCAUCGGGACAUCUUGUGGCGAUGGAAAGAUCUGCAUCAAUGGACAAUGUGUCAGCGACCCAUAUGCUCCUCAAGUUGAUGAAAGCUGUAUAUUUGGAGACACUCCAGGCUCUUUGUGUUAUUCGUUGCUUAAUUUUUUUCAUGGCAACUGUUACAUCGCUCAGUACUAUCUAGUCUGCUGUAGUUUCUGUAAAAGAGUCUCAAGAUCAGUUAAAGGCUGUGAGUAUGGAGACAGACGUCGUAAAUGUAAGACUGGUCACUGCUUAAGUCAUAAAGUGGAUUGCUGUGGUACAUGUAAGUAUGGCAUACCCUACAUCCCAACCACCAGCACCAGAAGAACCACAUCUAAGAGACUUGCCACAACAGUGAAACGACCUGUGUUAUUUACUCCAAUUGAAGAAUGUAAACCAGGAGAUAGAGACUUGAGGCCAGAGCUGUGUACUAGCAUUAGUGUCUGCCGGAUACAACCAUCACAAUGUUGUAGCUUUUGCUUAAUAAAUUUCAUUUCUACAACAACCACGUCAAAUAGAACUAUUGUACCUGAAAGUUAUCUUGUAACCCAGGAGACAAAGACUUUAUGCCAAGAGCGUGUAGAAGUUUUCUUGUCUGUUUAG